CACCCCGACCACCAUCCAAGCAAUUGCUGCAAUCUAUCCGUGUAUUGUAUUGUGUGUACCUCCGACGACGACAGGAAAGGAGGAAGAAGGAAGGAAAUUGAGCAGUAGUAUAUCCACAAGACAAGACAAACGAGUUUGAAUACUGCAGGCGGAUCGGAUCGGAUCAGGAUGCAGUCGGCGAAGGAAACAGCAGCCAACACGGCGGCUUCAGCCAAGGCUGGAAUGGAGAAAACCAAGGCCGCAAUGCAGGAGAAGGCCGAGAGGAUGACGACUCGAGACCCCCUGCAGAAGGAAAUGGCGACGGAGAAGAAGGAAGCCAGGAUUGAGGAGGCAGAGCGGCAGAAACAGGAAGCACGCAUGCACAACACCGCCGCUAGGCAGGCUGGAACUGGAACUGGAACUGGACCAGGACCCACCCUCGGCCAAGAAUACACCGGCGGCGGCGAUUAUACUGGUACUGGAACUGGAAUGGGCACGGGAACGGGGCUCCAUCCAUCAUCAACUGGACCAACUGGUCUACACCAGACGGGGGACAUUGGGGGCCGCCGCAAACCGGAUCAUCAUCAGGACCCUCAUGGCCGUACUGGAGUUCGGGGUGGCUACGGGGCAAGCGACACUUUCUAGACACAACACAGGACAGGACAGGACAGAGAGACAAGAGUCAUGUCCAUGUUUAUCUAGUUUACUCUCUUGCAAGUUGCAACCCACCUACCCAGCUAACAUCAAUAAAACAGUAGCAGCAGUAAUAAAAACAGAGAUUGUUGAGGAGAUUAGUAAGUAGCUAGCUAGGGAUGUCAUGUCCCGAUCUAGGUCUCUGAUCAGCUGGCUUCUCAAUUCAGUUCUCAUGUGUGGUUUCUGUAAUGUCCGUCUCCCCUUGCCUUGUCUGUGUUGUGUUUGCACUACUGCUUAGUGCAGUGCAGGCACCGACCAUCGUCUCAUGUAAUGAAUGCAACUGUGUUUUGUUUGUCGUUC
This is a messenger RNA of Andrographis paniculata, 972 nucleotides long. Its product is annotated as protein LE25. NCBI's taxonomy places the organism in Eukaryota, Viridiplantae, Streptophyta, Magnoliopsida, Lamiales, Acanthaceae. The transcript has 2 exons. The record is from RefSeq and is a predicted model, not a curated record. Gene Ontology annotation, biological process: embryo development ending in seed dormancy. Bases 169 to 624 code for a protein of 151 amino acids.